AAUUACCAACACACGUGGGCAACGUGUAGUGUCGUGUAGUCGCGUGGCGCGAACGGUGGACCAAAGCACAAUAGAAAAGCGAAGAAGAAGAAUAACAUUAAAAAUAAAAAAUAUAAGUCAUUAUCUCUGCAAUUCUAUAAUUUGUAUCUACGUGAAGUUCUCCUGAUUUUUGACCACGUGCUGAACUCGGAUCCGAACUUAACCUAACCUAAAAAUGGGUCGUAAAAAGAAGGGUCGAUGUGUAAAGCGAAAUAAGCAAAUAAACGUGGGGGAGAGGGAAGAGUUGGUGAAUGCGCCUCAUUCCUUUGUACUUCAUCGUGGACUGCCUGGAGAGCACAUCGUCGAGAUUACGAAAGAUUUUCGCAAAGUUAUGGAACCUUUCACAGCUUCGUCGUUGAAGGCACGCAAGAAGAAUACUAUUAAGGACUUUGUCUCCAUUGCGAGCGUGUUGCAUGUUAGUCACAUGUGCAUGUUUACAAAAACGGAACUGGGAAUGUACCUCAAGAUUUGCAAGUUGCCCAGAGGACCCACACUUACUUUCAAGAUACAUAGUUUCUCCUUAGCACGAGACGUUGUAUCCAUGUUAAAGAAGCAGCUGGUGUACGAGGAAGCCUUCAAAACUUCUCCUCUGUUGGUUCUAAAUAAUUUCAGUGGUGAGGGCAUGCACCUGAAACUCAUAGCUUCCACUUUCCAAAACAUGUUUCCAACUAUAAACCUGACUACAGUUAAUUUGAGCACCAUUCGUCGUUGUAUAUGCUUGAAUUACAACACGACGUCGAAAACCAUUGACUUCAGACACUAUGCGAUCAAAGCUGUACCUGUAGGUUUAUCAAGAGGCAUUAAAAAAAUAGUGCAAGCUAAAGUACCGAAUUUAGCCAAGUGUCAAGAUAUUUCCGAGUUUUUAACUAAACCGUCCAUGUCCGAAAGUGAAGCGGAAGAUGACGAAAGCAGUCAUGUCACGCUAUCACAAAAACUGUCUUCAAGAGGGAAUCAAGCUAAUUCCAAGAGUGCAAUUAGAUUAUACGAACUGGGACCGAGAAUAACGUUGCAGUUAAUCAAAGUGGAGAAUGGACUUCUCGAUGGUGAAAUACUUUUCCAUGAGUUCGUACACAAAACGGAAGAGGAAAAACUCGCUAUAAAAAAGAAAAGAGAUGAGAAGAAGAAAUUGAAGGAGAAAAGAAAGAGACUGCAGGAAGAAAAUAGAAAGAAGAAAGAUGCACAGAAGCAAGAAAACAAAGAGAAAUCGUUGAAGGGAAUUCAGAAGAAGAGAGAAAGCGAUAUACUGCUACAAAAACUCGCAAAGGACUCUACUGAAAAGAGUGAACUAGAAGAAGAUGACGAUGCGCAGUAUUAUCGUGAAGAAGUAGGAGAAGAACCUGAUAAAGAUCUGUUCCAAACAAAAAUUGGCACAAAGAGGCCACACAAGCAUGUAACGAGGUACAAAACGAAGAAAGCAAAACUCGACAAAUCUUCAAAUAACAUUAAAUAAUUUGUCAGCAAAGUAUUUCGAAAAUAAAAUGAUAUAUGACA
Molecule: messenger RNA, 1530 nt
Organism: Vollenhovia emeryi
Lineage: Eukaryota; Metazoa; Arthropoda; Insecta; Hymenoptera; Formicidae
Gene: ppan
Product: protein Peter pan
Exons: 6
Coding region: 215-1489 (424 amino acids)
Biological process (GO): ribosomal large subunit assembly; rRNA processing
Cellular component (GO): preribosome, large subunit precursor
Molecular function (GO): rRNA binding
Source: RefSeq, a predicted model, not a curated record